Molecule: messenger RNA, 1180 nt
Organism: Leptinotarsa decemlineata (Colorado potato beetle)
Lineage: Eukaryota; Metazoa; Arthropoda; Insecta; Coleoptera; Chrysomelidae
Product: deubiquitinase OTUD6B
Biological process (GO): protein deubiquitination
Molecular function (GO): cysteine-type deubiquitinase activity
Source: RefSeq, a predicted model, not a curated record
GUGAUACUGUGUGAAACACUUAACACCACCAAUCGACAUUCAGACAACAUUGCAUUACCGGCAACUCUAACCCUACUUUUUGAUAACCUUUUUGGAGUGUUUUUCUUUUAUUUUUGAAAAAGAAGUGAUUAUGGAUCUAGGUGAUAUUGUUAACACAGAAGAAGACAUACUGAAAAGACAUAAACAAGAAAAAAAAGAUUUGUUUUCUAAAAUACAGUCAUUGAAAAAGAGUGUCCCAAAGGGUGACAAGAAGAAAAAGAAAGAGAUUAGUGAUGAGAUAUCCAAAUUAGAAAUUGAACUCGAUACAAAACAUAAAGAAGAACUCAGCCAAUUGGAAAAACAAUCUGAAGUUAGCCAGGAGCCCUCCGAGUUUGAGAGUUCUGCAGUAAAUGAAAAUACUAAUGAGCAAUUUGAUAGUCAUGAGACGGAACCUGAAAGUAAUAUUCGAGUAUCAAGAGCUCAAAAACGUAGAAAUAAAAAGGAAUUUGAAGCUAAAGAACGGGAGAAACGUAUUGCAGAACAAGCAGAGAAGAACAAAGAAGGACCCAGGCUUUUAGAAACCAAUGCUAUCAAACAAGUUCUCAAGUCGAUGAAGUUAAAACUUCAUAAUAUUCCAGCCGAUGGUAAUUGCUUAUAUCUAGCAGUAAAUCAUCAGCUGCAAAUAACAGGUAGGUCUACACACUCUGUAAAUGAAUUACGGAAAGUAACUGCCGAAUUCAUGCGAAAAAACAAAGAUGAAUUUCUUCCCUUUAUGUGCAAUGAAUUAGACGAAUCAGAGAUUGUUAGUGAAGAACAGUUUGAAAACUACUGUAAAGAUGUAGCCACAACAAAACUCUGGGGUGGACAACUGGAACUAAGAGCUCUCUCAAAUAUCCUUACUAGUCCUAUCAAAGUUAUUCAGGCAACAGGACCACCGACAUUACAGGGUGAGCAAUUCAGAGGGCCUGAAUUAAUUUUGACCUACCACAGACAUCUCUAUAGGCUAGGGGAGCACUACAACUCAACAACACCAAUUAUAGAAGAUGAAGAUGUAUGAACUUCACUGCCAAGAGCUUUAAUUAGAAAAUUGAAUGAAAAUGUGUGAACAUUUCUUUGUGGUACUGUUUGAUUUCACAUCAGACAUUUCUGGAAUUACUGACUCGUGAAAGUUUAGAUCAAUAAAAGAAUUUUUAUUAUUAAA